GCCGCGGACUGCGGGGCGGCGAGCGGCGCUCGGGGCGGGCAGGGGCGCGGGCCGGGCCCCGGCGGGCCCUCCGCAUGGACCGCGAGGAGGAGGCGGAGGAGCGCAGGCGGAAGCUGGAGGCCGGCAGGGCCAAGUUUGCUCACUUCAGACAACGAAAAACCAAAAGUGACCUCUCGCAGUCGCAGAAAAAGACGGCGAAGAGGAAGGGCUCGUCUGUCCACACGCAUGACCUUCCGCAGGAAGAGCACGCACCAGCGGCCCAAGAUGUUGGUCAAGGUGUAGAGAGUAAGGCUGAAGAUGCCACCCUACUGGAGACAGCAACGGAGAUGGAGGAAAGUGCUGCCUUGUCCAGCUGGGAUGUACAGAAUGAGCCUGUGGCUGAAAAAGUUAGAAUACAUUCUGCUGCAGAACGCAGUGAGCUUGAUGCUAAGAUGUGUCAGGCGAGGGUAGCUGAGUUAGAGAACAGACUUCUGGAGAAAGAGGAAGCACUCAGAGGACUCACUGCACAGAUGGAGCAGCUACAGGAGCAACUUACACAGCACAGGGACUCUAUGAAACUUCAGGAAGCUACUGUUCAAGAGCAGAACGAAGUCAUCAGGAAACUAACAAGCUGCCUUCAAGAGGCGAAGAAGGAUCGGGACGACCUCCAAGAGGAGGCUGUGUGUGCAGCUGGUGAGAUCCAGGAUUUACAGCUUCAGUUACAUCAGGUUAAUGAGAUGCUGAGGAAUAAAAGCUCUGAGAAAAAUGAAGUGUUAGAAGCUCAGCAGCAGAUGUCCUUGUUUCAAAACCGUCUGGAAGAGCAAAAUACACAUUUGGAGAUGCUGCGUCAGAAAGCUCAUGACCUGGAACUACAGCUUGAGUCUUCUCAAAAGAAUGCCAAAGAUAAAGAAAAUCUUCUUUUGCAAAUGGAAGAGGAUAUGAAAGAUACAAUGCAACAGCUGUGCAAAAGCAUGGGAGAAAAAGAACAACAUAUUAAAAGUCUUCAGGAUCUAGUGACAUCGGAAAGAUUAAGCUUGUCUGUCCUACAAGACACCCUUUCUCUCCGGGACUCAGAAAUCACUGAAUUAAAAAAUGAAAUAGCUGGAUCCAAAAUGAAAGAACAGCAAUGUAUUGAAGAACUGAAAACCAGUCAUGAAAAGGAUACUUGCAGACAGUUGGAGAACCUGAGGGCUGAGCUGGAGAAGUGCCGCAGAAGAGAGGUUGCAGAAGUCAGGCAGGCAUAUGAAGAAAAAAUAAUUUUAAAAUAUAAGAAUGGACUUGAACAGUUAAAAAAAGAACUCUGUGCUCUGAAUUCUGAAGAGCACAUUCAGAAGUUGAAUGGCAUAAUAAUUGAUUUAAAUAAUAGUCUUAGUCAAUCUGAAAUUGAUAAAGAAAAUUUAAGAAGGAAACUUGAAAACCAGCAGGAAGACUUCCAGAGAGCAAAAUCUGAAAUUGAGACUAAAUAUGAGGAUUUAAUUGGUGGUCUCAAGUCUCAACUCUCUGAUGCAAAAGAGCAAGUCAAGGAAGCCCAGCGAUAUAAACAAGAAAAACAGUCCUUGAAGGAAGAGAUUCAGAAACUGAAUUCUUUCAUUCAGAGAUUAAAAGAGAAACAAUUUUAUGAGGCUGAAAAGAGUAUAGAUGCAAGGCAAAAGCAUGAUGAAAAGAUUGCCUCCAAUAAAAAGCUAAGGAAAUUGAAGGAAAAUCAGAUUUUACCAACAGUGUCGCAGUUGCAGAGCACAGAGCUUGAGAUCGCGUGGAAUAAAGAGCAGCAGUUGAAAGGUCAAGUUGAGCUAGUUCAUGAAGAACUGGAGUUACAGGAUGACAUGGGAGCAGACUCCUUGAGGGACCCAUUAGAAGAAAUUAUAAAUUCCAAGAGGACAGAGAAUAAUGAGGGUAGUGAAGGAGAGGACCUGUCUGAAGAACACUUGUCAGAACUAGAGCUUCUCAGUGGGGCUGAAGGCUUGUUGGCUAAGUACCUCAUCUCCACAGAGGGACAAGAGUCAUGUGUGUCCAGCACUUCUGAAGGUGAGGCCAUUGAAGAAGGUAGAUGCAGUAGGUAUGGGUUAGACAGUAGUUUACUUCAAGAGCCUGAUAGAGAUUUUAUACCUCCUCUGUUAAACUUUGGCCUUGAUGAGGAAAUGUGUCCUAGCAGUUUGGCUCAAGAGGCUUUUGAAGAGACUGAGGUGGGAGCAGAGGGCUUUGUUUCAUUUUUGUCAGAUAGCUCCCUGCAGCAAAACAAAAUAAGUGACCACAGUGACAUUAAGGAUGAUGAGGCAGCUUGUUUAUUAGAGAGAUGUGUGAAGCUAACUGAGCAGCUCCAUGAGAAGGAAUCAGCCUUGAAGAAGUCUUAUCAGGAGACCCAAGAAGCUGUUGGAAAAUGGGAAAAAGUAAUGGCUGAGCUGUCUUCUCUGCAUGUAGAACUGGAUGAGGAGCGUGAGGCACGGAUCCAUUGUGAAAAAGAACUUCUUCAAAAAACAGAGAAGGAGAGAGAACUUGAAAAUAAAAUAUUGUUUCUAGUAAAGCAGCAGGGUGGGGAUAGAGGCCAACCUUAUGGUGCUGUAGAGCCUUUAACACAAGUGUCAAAAUCCUCUACCUGGCAAGAAAUGGUGAAGGACCUCCAGGAGGAAAAAGAAAUGUUGAUGGUGCGGCUGCGAACUCAGGAGCAACUAGUGAAAGAGGUUCAAGAGCAGAAAACAGCUUCUGAUUCUGUGACAAGUGAAGUACAGUCUCUCUUUGGCCGUCAGUUGGCUGUUUUGCAAAGUCAGAGGGAUCAAAUGCAAAGCCAGCUUGACGCUCAGAGGGCUAAAAACCAGACAAUAGCAGAGCUGCUUGGUCAGAAAACUGUAUCUGAAGAGACAUUGCUGAAAGAACAGGAGUUGCUCAAAGCUGAAAUCAAUAAUAAAGAAGAAAAUCUAGCACUGUUACUGAAGGAAAAAGCAGCCUUAGGAGAGAGAUUAUCUGGCAUGGAGGGGGAUCUGGUAAAAGCAGACAAAGCACUAGCAGAGAACGCUGGCAUCAUUGGGGAUCUUGAGAAACACAUACAUGAACUUAGUGCUGAAGUGAAAAACCUCAAAGAAAUACAGGAGUGUGAAAGACUGGGAUAUGAAGACAGAUUAAACUUCAGCAAGCUGGAAAUUCAGAAGCUUAAUGCUGAAAUAAAGGCAAAAAGUACUGAAUACAGUGAGAAAAAAAGCCAGUUGGCAGAAGAAAUUGCCCACUUGAAGCAGGUCCGUUGGGAGCUGGAGACUCGCUUGCAGGAGUCCCUUCAGUCUGCACAAGCUGUGCAGGAGGCACAGUCUGAGAUGGUGAAACAUUACAAGGAGGAGAUGGAUAAAAUGGAGACUCAGCACCUGGCCCAGUUAACUAAAAUAGAAGAGUUAAAUGCUGAAAUAAAAGAUAAAGUGGAAAACCAGCAGAAGUUGGAAGAAGAAAGAAAGGAACAGAUUGCUUUCAUAAAAAAGGUGCACGAACGAGAGCACGAUCGUGAAAUCUCUGAACUGGUGACUAGACACCAAAAGGAAAUGGAGAAGGUCCGUGCUGAGCUAAAAAAAGAACAGCAGCACCUGUUGGAUGAAUUUCAGAAGCAAAUGGCAGCUGCACACAAAGCAGAGCUGGAGCAAGCGCAGCUUCAGUCACAGACACUGCACAGCCUUGAACUGGAAGCCUUACGCCUAAGCUUAAACAACAUGCACACCUCCCAGCUGGAGCUUACCCAGUCAAACCUGAGGAAAGAAAAGGAAACUGCCCUGGUGGAGCUGCGGGAGAUGCUGAACGACAAGCGGGCUCAGGAGGUGGCCAUUCUGCAAAGCCGCCAUCAGCUGGAGGCAGAGAAGAUGAAAGAGCAGUGUCUGAAGGAAAAAGAAGACCUGAAGUCAAAAUAUCAGCAAGAACUAGUUGAUCAGAGAAAGAAAAUAGAAUUGGAAAUGGAAGAGACACAUAUCCAGGCUUUAGAGAGUCUUAAAAGAGACUGGCAAUUGGAGUCUGAGAUGCGUUUGGAAAGCACACGUGAAGAACUGUCUGAAAAACACCAGACUGAAAUGGUGGAACUGCAGAAAACUCUGGAAAUGGAAUUGGAAAAAGUCAAAACAGAGCUGGAGCUUCUUUCUCUUGAGAAUGAACAGUCUAAAACAAAAUGUGUAGACCUGGAGAAGCAACACCAGUUGGCCGUUACACAAUUACAAGAACAGCUGCAGACUGAACAUACCCAACACCUAGAAGAUGUGAAGAAGAGCCAAGGAAAAGAACAGACUCUUCAGAAGGAGCUGGAGGAGCUUCAGGUCAGGCAUGAAGAGCUCAAGGCUCAGUCACAAGAAGAAAUCCGGCAGCUUUGGUCUCAGCUCGACAGUACCCGAGCAAAUCGGCAGGAGCUCAGUGAUGGGGAGACCAGAAUGCAAGCCCAUGAUCCAGAGCUAAAAGAGCAGCUCCUGGCUCGUGCAUCACGGGUGGAAGAGAUAGAGCACUUAAAACAAGAAUUUGAACAGCAGCGACAGCAAAGAAGAAGUGAGCAUGAAGCUGAACUGGAGCAACUGAGACUUUAUUUUGAAACAAAGUUAAGAGUUGCUGAAGAAAACUACAGAGAAGAAUUGACUUUGCUGCAUCAGAGACUGCAAGAACUGAAGGAAUAUCCACUGUCAGAGUUGGAAGUGAGUCAAGAUCCAGCUGGGGACAACAGUUCUUCUAUUGCAGUUUUUGAAGAGGCUGCUGAGAGAGAGAGAAGGGAUGCACUUGGUCAGCUAAAUCAACAGCUGGAGCAACAUCAGGAGGAACUUGCCUGUUUGCAGGCAGAACUUAAAGAGCAACACAGGCAUGAAUUAGAUUCCUUAAGGUCUUCCCUUGCACUGCAAUAUAAAGAGGACAUAAUGAAAAUGAAGAUGGAUCUGUCAGACAAAUAUGUAACAGAAAUUGAGGAAAUGAAAAGAAAGCAUUGCUUAGAACUUGAGCAGCUCCGUGCCCGACUUUCAGAAGCACAUAUUAAAGAAAUCACCAAACUGCGCUUACAAAGUGCUCAAGAUGCUGCACGUCAGGUUGAAAUGGAGGUGGCUACACGAGUGUCUGAGCUGGAGGAAGAGCACAGAGCUAAGCUCUCUCUCCUCCACUCUGAGAAACAACAUAUUGCAGGGCUUCUGGAGGAGACAGAGCAUUUAAAGGAAGAGAUAACGAAACAAAAAGAUCUUUCUGUGCAGAAUGAAAAGCAUCUGAAAGAGGAAAUGGAGAAGGUAAAACAUAAAAUGGCUGAGGAUCACAAGAAUAAGCUAAGAGAAGCCAGAGAAGAAGUUCAGAAAAUAGAGACUAUGUAUAAAGAAAAGGAGAAGAAAUGGAAAUGUGAGAGGGAGGACCAGAGGAUCCAGGCAGAAGAGGCGUUAUCGCUGCUGCGCACGGAGCUGCAGAGCAGAGCAGAGCAUGAGAAGCAGAGUUUGCAGGAGGCGUUUGAACUCCGUGAAGCUGAAAUGAAUCAGCUUCGAGAUCAUCAAGCUGCCAGAAUCCUGGAGUUGGAGAAGCUGGUCAAAGAGCAGCAGAACAGCUUGCAGCAACUAGAGGACAGCCUCGCAACUGCACAGGCUGUGCAGAGAUCUCAGGAGCAGUACGACAGUGACCUGCAGGCAGCCAAAGCACUCAUGGCAAAAGAAAUGGAGAAGGCCACACUUUGUCUGCAGGAGGAAUGUGCACUGAAACUUAUGGAAGCACAAAACAAAUUUAUGGAGGAACACAAAGCUAUGACUCAGAAAUUCACAACUGAGCAAGAGAUUCUUCUCCAAGAGCUGAAAAAGAAACAUGUGGAUGAACUGGAACUCCAAAGUCAGCAGUUACAGGAGAAGCAUAAGCAGCAGAUUUUGUCUCUUACAUCUGAGUUGCAAGCAAAGCACCAAGCUGAAAUUGAGACACUUAAAUCUACACUAGAAAGUAAACAGCAGAUUCAGCUUCAAGCUUGUGUUGCUGAACUACAGACAAAGCAUCAGACAGAAAUUGGUGAGCUGGAGGUGAAACACUUGGCAAAUCUGGAUUCGUUGGAGUCAUCCUACCUGUCUGAAAUUCAGAAUAUAAGGGACGAACACAGUCAGGCGCUCGAGAAGCUACAGCUGCAGCACGCAGAGCAGCUCCAGGAGAAGGAUAAAAUGCAUCAAGCACACGUGGUUCAGGAGAUAGAGAUGUUGAAGUUAAAGCAUGCUGAAGAACUUCAGCUUGCCCAAAAUAAUUUGAAAAUUGAGCUAGCUACUCUUCACAUGGAAAAGCUUCAAGCCAUGGCUGUUGAAGCAGCAGAAGCUCAUAAGGAUGAUUUGAACACAGCUCUUCAAAACCAAAGGAAACUGCUGGAAGAAGAAAAGCGUCUGGCCCUGGAUAUAUUACGUGAGGAAGUGGUGUGUAUGGAGGAAAAGCAUAGGAAAGCACUCCAAGAGCUUCAGGAUCUUCAUGAGGCAGAAAUUAAGAAGCAGAAGGAAGAAUAUUCCAGGGAGCUGGAAAAAGAAUUGGGGAAGCUAAAAGCCCAGCAUGAACAUGAGCAAGAGAUAUAUGUUUCUGCAUCAGCCUCUGAAGUAGAAACUGUGCGCAAAACUCUUCUGGCUCAAUUUGAGGAGGUCAAACUGAAGCAGCAGCUUCAGUUCCAGGAAGAGAUUGAGCUGCUGAAGUGUCAGUCGGAGGUACUGCUUGAGCAGCAGAUUGCACAACUGAAGGAGGAAUUUGAAGCUGAAAAGAAGGCAUCACUACAUGAUAAAGAGCAGAUGUUGAUUCAGGAGAGGGAGAAGGCACAGGCUGCUCAUCAGAAGGAGCAGGAGAUGUUAUUAGCCCAGCUACAGGAAAAAGCAGCAGUAAUUAUCCAGCUGGAAAAGAAAGUGGAGUCUUUAAACCGUGAAACAGAGGAGACCAACUCUGAACUGGAGACGCUCCUUCAGCGGCGGGACAGAGAAAACCAAGAAGGAGGGAAUUUGGUGGCCAUGUUGAGAUCUGAUAUUGAGCAGUCCAAGGAGGAAAGGAAAAACCUGCAGGAGUCUUAUCAGCAUGUUUUGAAAUUGCUUGUUGAGUUGGUGAAGGCCACAAUAGCUGUUGAGGACCUUAUCUGCAGCAAGGUUGGUCUUUGCCUUGAUGACAGUCUGGCUUCUGGAGAUUCCAGGGGUCACAGUAUCAUGGAAGACAUGGGAUUCAUGCAGUGCUUCAAAGCCAAAGAAAAGCAUAAUCUGGAAAAAGUGUAUGAGCUGCUCGAUGUCACGCUCUCAGAACACAACCCGCUGUCUCCAGUGGCUGAUGAGGGAUCAGAAUUGAGCCAAUACUUUUGUGAAAGUGGUUUUGCCAAGCCAGAAUUGGCAUGUGAAAAUGAAGACAUGAUACAGAGACUUUGCCAUCGUUUGCGCACCGCAGUGGAGAGACUUCUGGAACUGGUUACAGAAUCCACUAAACAACUGGAGAAAAUGCAUGAAAACCACGCGCAGUUUGAAGAAGAAUUCAGCCGCCGCAACCGGGAAACGGCCCAAGUGGUCAGUCAGCACCAGGAGCUCAUGGAGUGCCUCAGUGAGCAGAGUGAGGCCAAGAACCAGCUGGCUCUGGAGCUUCACAAAGCAGAGGGCAUUAUUGAAGGCUAUGUUGCAGAAAAAGCUGCACUGGAAGAGGCCUUGAAUCUAAAAGAGGAAUCUGAACGUCGCCUUGUUGUGGAGCUGGAGAGUAUGCGUGAGCGCUUCCAGGAGCUAACCCAGGAGCAAGCAAUUCUUGGAACACCUGUUGCUAAUGUAGCACAAAAAGGUGGCUCAGGUCUACUCAAGGAAGUAGAGCUUUUGGCCAAGGAGAAACUAGAGCUUCAGUGUCAGGCAGAAAAGGACCACUCCAACUUACGCUCUCAAAUGAAGGUUUUGGAGGUGGAACUGGAAGAACAGCUGCAUAGUAACCAGGACCUGGCUACACAGUUACUGGAGGUUGCUGAAUUAAAAGAGCAAAUUCAAGUUCUUGAAAAACAGCUUAAAAACCAGCGGCAGUUCAUGGACGAACAAGCUAUAGAAAGAGAACAUGAACGUGAUGAUUUCCAGCAAGAAAUUCAGAAACUGGAAGAACAGUUAAAGCUUUCAGGAAAAUCACAGACUUCAGGAGAGCUCAGAGAACACAGGAACUAUGAAUUGAUUCUACAGGUAGAAUCUUUGCAAGCAGAAAUAAAGGACAAGAUGGAUGAUUACAAUAAGCUGUUGUUAGAAAAGGAGCAAAAGCAGCAAGAACUAGUAGCUCGUGAUAAAGAGCUGGAGAAGCUGGUGGCACAGCUACGGGAGCUGGAGCAGAGCGGCGCUGAAGCCUCCAAGGCCCUUCGCUACCUGGAGCAGCAAGUGCAGAAAAUGAAGAAAGUGGAAACUGAGCUAAAACAGGAUAAAGAGGCGUUGCAACAGCAACAGUACAAUAACCUGCUUCAGAUCUCUGCCCUACAGUCCAAGCUGGAUGAAGCAAGGCACCGAGUACCAGCAGAUGGCAGUUCUGCUCCAGGGCUGGUGGAGCAGCUACAAGCAGGGCAGGAAGCACUUCAGACCAAAGAGAGAGAGAUUGCAAGCUUGUUAGACCAACUAGAACAAUAUAAAGAUAAUGUGAUCAGUAAAAGUGAGGAGAUACUGCAGCUGAACUUGCAGUUAGAGAUGCAAAAAAACCUUAGCACGUCCAGCAUCAGCCAGCUUCAGUUAGAGAAUGCACACUUGAAGGAGGAUCUAACAAAACUUCAUGAGAAGCAAAAUCAGGACAUGGAUGUUAAUGAAUCCUCAGCUCUGUCAUUCCCACAAGCACUACUUCAAGAAAAGAAUCAAGAAAUAGAUCACUUGAAUGAGCAGGUGAAGAGGCUCCAGCACGAGCUAGAGAAUAUUCUGAAGAAUAAAUUUCUGGAAGACCAAAAAUCUGAAAUUGAAGAACUCAGAUCACUUGUUGAGCAUCUUCGCGGUGACCAGGAAAGGCUGCGUAAGGACAAAGAUGAAGAGGUAGAGCAACUCCAUGGAGUAAUUGAGAAGCUUCAAAAGGAGCUAGCACAGUUUGGACCAGUAUGUCAUGAAGUUAGUGACAACCAAGAUGAUCUCUAUCAAUUUACUUUGGGAAAGCCCAUGGAAAACCUUCAGAAUGAGUUGAGGAAGGGACCAGUAGAUUGUCAGAGUGAUACUGAUCUAAACAGAAGAAAUGCAUUUCUUCUCUCCAAAGUUAGGGAAUGUCAGGAGGAACUGGAACUUGUCUCAACUGCUAAAGAAGCUCUGCAGCAGCAACUGGAAGAGAAGGAAUCACAGUUCAGACUGGAAGUGGAAAUUUUGGAUAAAAAAUGCCAAAAGUUGCAAGAGUCAUCGGAGCAGCACAUUGCAGAGCUAACCUCUCUGAGAACACAGUACGAGGCACUUCAGGAAGAGCACAGCCUUUUCCAAAAACGUUUUUCUCAGAGAGAUGUUGAAGCAAGGAUGAUGACUUCUCGCAUUCAAGAACUUGAAGAUACUGUGAGAGAAAGGGAAGCCAGUAUUCUAGAGAAAGAGAUGAGAAUGAAGACAAUGGUGGAUCAAAAGGAAGCCGACACAACUGAUUUGCAGUACUUAACAAAAAAGGCAGCAGAGCUUCAAGCAGAGAUAGAAAAAAGAGAUGCAAAUCAGGCUCAAGAUGUUUAUAGUCUUCAGUUAGAAGUUUCUAGACUUGAUCUCCAGCUGCAAGCACUGAAUCUGAAAGAAGUAGCUUAUCAGAGAGAAAUCAAUGAACUGCAAGGUAGCACAGCAAAACUGAAAGAUCAAAUUGAGGCAUAUGAGAAAGAGCUUGAAGCCUUACAACAGGAAAGAAGUGAACUUAUUUCACAGCUGGAGUUGUACAAGCCCAAGGAACAAAGUGGCCAUGGAGAGACUAACCUUGUCAAGACGUGUUACCAGAGAGACAGAAACGGUGAAGCCUUUGAAAAAGGAAUGGAGGAACUGGAAGCAAAUGUUAAUCAGUCAAUUGCAGUAGUGGCUUCCCCUGCUGAUAAACUGGAAAAAGAUGAAGUUAUGAUUGAGUUGGCAACUCACAAUAUAAAUAAAAAAACUCAGACUAAGCAAUCACAAGAAAAUAUCUUGAUUCAGGAAUCAGACCUGAUCAGCAGCUCUGAAGAGGAGCAAGAUUUGAAAACACGUUGUCAGCAAAUGUUGGAAAUCCAUCAAACUCCUGAUUCUCCACAACACAAUUUGGACAUAGGCAAAGACACUUCAAAAGACUUCCAGAAUUUCAUUGCAAAUGUGGCUUUGUGGGGCUCUCCUGAGAUUGUGAGAAAGCAGGACAUGAGCACGGAGCUUCAAGCAGUGCUUCAUCUGACUCCCUUGUCGGAAGCUGGAAGCUCAGAUUUUGAAAUGAUGCACACCAGGUCAUCCAUGCAAGAGGAUAACUCUGUGUUGCUGGGAUAUUCUGACCUUUGUGAAAAUGGCAGUGAGGAAGCAGCAGUGGGAGUAGACAGAAAAAGUCCAGCUCUCUCUGAAAGUACCUACUCUGAUGACCAAGAUAUGGAGAAGAUUUCGAUGAGAGAAGCUGAUCAUUUAACUUUAACCCCUCUGGGUUUACAACAUGGUGUAAGAUCAAGAGCAUCUGCCAUAGGUGCGAUGGGCGAUGGAUGUGACAGCUAUACCACCUCAAAUUUGGCAGCUAAACUAAAGCAGGAGCUACAAACAUCAGAGCACCUUGAUGCUGGUUUCGUGGCUUAUCUGCAGCACCGUGGAAUGUUUCCAGAUAUUAUGGAGUCGGUGAGACAGAUGGAAAUACUUUCACCACAGAUGAAGACUCUUCUGAAGAUGGUCUAUGAGGAGAGCCGCAAAAUACUGGCUUUGUCAGAGCAUCCCUUUGGUUUUAGGGAGCUGCAAAAUGUGCCUCAGAGCAGAGCAGCAGUGGAGGGGUGGCAGAAGGAGGGCCUAGCCCUGCUGGAUGCCAUUCAGUCACUGAAGGAUUUCCUUAGCAAGGUGGCAGACAGAGGAGACAAGGAACAUUCCAGUGUUGCUGCUGACUGGAGAGGAGAACUUCUGCAAGCAGUGCAGAGUGUGCUUGAGAAGGAGAGAAACAUGUUGCAAAUUGACUUCAAGUCUCGCUUCUCCAGUCCCGGGUCUGGUGAUGACAGUUCAUUACUGGAAAAAAUUGAGUAUAUCAUGAAACAACAAGAGGAACAGAGGCAGAUGGUUGUGGAGCACCUCUUCUCUUCAGACCGGAACAGCUUGCUGUCUGAAAUCCAGGACCUGCGAGCUCAGCUGCGCAUGACACACCUGCAGAACCAGGAGAAGCUGCAGCAAUUGCAGGAGACCCUCACCAAUGCAGAAGAUCAUGGGAGCAAACAGGAACACCAGCUUCGGAGGAAAGUUGAAUUGCUAGAAUAUAAACUCCAGCAGGAAAAAUCUAUUGUAAGUGACAUGCAGAGCACCCUGUCUGAGGAGCAGAAAAAAGCCUCUGAAACACAGGAUCUCUUGAACCAGGAAAAAGCAGCCCUGAAAUCAGAACUUUAUGGAAGUAAGCAAGAGAACACGAGGCUGCAGAAAUCCCUUGAAGAGCUUCAGAGGGAAAUAAACCAGUUACGGUUUGAAUUGGAAAAAAAAGAAAAGGAUUUGGCAGCUGCACUUGAAGACUUAGGGGCGGAACAGCUGAAGAAAACGGAGCUACAGGGUCUGUUUGAGGAGCAGCACCUUCAGCAUAAGAAAGCAGAAGAUGAAAAGACAAAGGCUUUGGAGGAGCUGCACGCUGCCUUGGAGCUGCAGUCGGUGCAGAAGAGCCAGCUGGUGGUGUCCCUGCAGCACCAGCAAGUGGUGAACGACAAUCUCCGCAAGGAGCUGCAGAUCGAGCACUCCCGCUGCGAAGCCUUGCUGGCCCAGGAACAGACCAAACUCUCAGAGCUCCAGAAAAACCUGGAUGCUGAGAAACAUCGUUCACUGGAGCUCCUGAAUUCGUUGAACCACGAACGUGUUUUGACGGAACAGUUGAGCAUGAGAGUGAAAGAAGGUGCUUCUUGUCAGCACAGGGAGUCGCUGCUGGAACAGGCCUUUGUUCGAGAGCUCCAAGCCCAGCUGGAAGAGGAGAGGUCCCGAAGUAUGGAGCUAGCUGCUGUUAUUGAGAAAAUGCACCAGAAGGCCCUUCAUUCCAGAAGGCAGCUGGAGACUGAAGUGCAGAUGUGCUGCCAAGAGACCCAGAGGGAGAGGGAGGUCAGUGACAAACUGCGAGCGGCACUGCAGGCCCUUCAGGGUCAAAAGCAAGAGGUGACCCAUUCCUUCGAGGCCCAGAAGGAGAGAGAGGUGAAGCUGAAAACUGAUGAGGAACAACUGCAGUUGCUCUUGAAGAUGAUGGAGGAGCAAAAUAAAAGCAAGAAAGAGGAGAGAGAGAGCGAGCGAAGGCAGCAGCAAGAAACAGAGCUAGAGAAACAGAAGGACUGGCAGAGAGAUCGAGAGAGGCUGCAAAACUUGGAGUGGCAACACCAGAGGGAUGAAGAAAGAAUUAAAGAGCUGCAGGAAAUCCUGGCAGUGUUGGAAGAAAGAGAAAGAAACCUCCCACCUCCAAACCAUCAGCAAGAAGUGUUGUGUCCCUUGAACAAAGAUCGAACUGCCAAACAGCUCACAACAAAAGACACUGAAAAACCACAUUUGCAACAGCAGCAAGAACAGCUAGAGAAGAUAAGGCAGCAGUUGCUUUUUGUAGCUGUGCACCUGAAUGAGUUCAUAUGUAAAACUGUAGAUAAAACAGUUAACGAUUGGUCUGCAUCAAAUGAUGAAGCUGUAGCCUCUUUACUGCAGACAUUAAAGGAACUAAAAUCAGAGUUAUUGUCCCCUCCUGCAUCUCAGCUGAGACCUGCAGAUGCUACAGGCUCUGUUCAAGAACUGGAAAGAGACGCUUGGCAGCGCGAGAGAAGUGUUUUGCAGAAUGCCCUCAAACAGGCUGAAUCUGAACUGGCUAAAGUGACUGCUGAAAUUGAAAACAAACCAGUGGCAGAAGCUUCCAGUCCUAAGUUGCAGAGAUUGUAUAAGAAGUACCUUAGAGCAGAGAGCUUUAGAAAGGCUCUAGUUUACCAGAAGAAAUACCUCUUGCUGCUUCUUGGUGGAUUUCAGGACUGUGAGCAAGCAACCCUGUCUCUAAUAGCACGUAUGGGCAUCUACCCCUGCCCUGCAGACCUGCAGGUUCCUGGGUCCCGCUCCCGGCCCUUCACCAAGUUCCGAUGCGCAGUCAGGGCCGUCAUCGCCGUCUCGCGGUUGAAGUUUUUGGUGAAAAAGUGGAACAAAGUUAGCAGGAAGAGCAUACAAGGUGAAACCAUUUGUCACAGUGUAGGAGGUAAUACAGCCUGUGGUGCCAGAAUAGACAUUCUGAAGGAGCAGCAGCCUGCAGCUGCUCAGCUCAGCUCUCCCCCAACCCGGGACACUGGGCUGUGCCACAGAACCAGCUCUGCAAGGUUUGGGAGCCGCUCCCCCAGAUCCUCUCACUGCUUACCCAACAGAUUGCAUCCAUCCCCGGGCUCAGCUUCAGAAAAGUCACUUGGGCCUACUCAGGAUCCUGAGCGGUCGCUGACGGAAUACAUCCAUCGCCUGGAGGUGAUCCAGCAGAGACUGGGGGGUCUGCAGCCAGGGCAAGUUCCAGGUCCACCUCGCCAGCGAAACACGAAAAAGUGAUGAGAAGGCUUCUGAAACCUGUGCUGCAAACCCCUCCCCGAGUCAUUGCUUCCUUCCGAGUUGGUCCAUCCUGGAUGGAGGCACUUGCAAUCUCUUCUGCAACUGAAAAAGGGCAGUGCUUUUGCAUCAGAUUUUUAUAUGACUUUUUAUUAUAUUUUAGUACUUAAAGAGGAAAUUACUUUUCACGAAGAACAAUGUCUCAUGUGAAAUUACUAAGUUAACAGCUACGUGUGCCCACAUCAGUGCAUUUUAAGUUGCGAAGAAUCUCCUUGGUGUUUAUUUUUCUAUAGUGUAUAGCUGGAUUCCUUGUAAAAAAAGUUAUUAAAAUAGCCUUUUGCCAGUGAA
Apus apus (common swift) is the source of this 13898-nucleotide messenger RNA. RefSeq names its product pericentrin (gene PCNT). Gene Ontology annotation, biological process: signal transduction. Bases 75 to 13553 code for a protein of 4492 amino acids. The transcript is spliced from 55 exons. Gene Ontology annotation, molecular function: molecular adaptor activity; DNA binding. The record is from RefSeq and is a predicted model, not a curated record. NCBI's taxonomy places the organism in Eukaryota, Metazoa, Chordata, Aves, Apodiformes, Apodidae.